This is a messenger RNA of Mya arenaria, 3036 nucleotides long. RefSeq names its product proprotein convertase subtilisin/kexin type 5-like. NCBI's taxonomy places the organism in Eukaryota, Metazoa, Mollusca, Bivalvia, Myida, Myidae. Bases 149 to 2929 code for a protein of 926 amino acids. The transcript is spliced from 4 exons. The record is from RefSeq and is a predicted model, not a curated record.
AUUCCUAGUUUUGGAAUUUCCACUUUCGUUUUCAAAAGCCGAUAUGUAUAUUAAAACUAUACAGAAUAAAUUAGCUUUUGGAUUUACACGUAUGUGAUUUAAAUGGAACCGAGGUUUGAACAACUUCGGCGAAGCCAGUGAUUCGGAAAUGGAUUUCACCAUUGGACUUUUUACAAUAUUACUUCAGAUACCAAGAGUCAUAUCCUUUAUUGAUGGGGGUUGCCCACCUGAUAAACCGUUUUGUUCUGCUGUUGGAUGCUCCUCUACCUGCCCAGAGCCUUAUUUCGUGAACGGUUCUAACUGCGUGUUAUCAUGUGGCAACCUCUCAGUUAAUGAACGGCAGUGUGUGUCGUCUUGUCCAGAGGGUCACUUUGUAAGAGAAUCGUUAACUGUAGCCGGUGGUCGUCCGUACAUGAAGAGGCAAUGUGUUGAAUUCUGCAACGAAGAUGAGUACAUCUUUAACACCUCAUGCGUUAAAACAUGUCCGUUAAGUUCACCAUACAUAGGGUCCGGGCAAGCUCCAGUGUACACAAAGACAUAUCACGGAACACGUGUGUCAAAAAAUGUGUGUGGAACAGCAUGCCCUUUGAAUGAACCGUUGAAAGAAAAUUUUACUGUGUUUGGCAUAAAUUAUACGAGAUGCAUUUUAAGCUGCAAAACUAUCAUAGAUGGAGACUUUUGCGUGUCUAAAUGUAAUGCAAAAAGGCCUGUGUUUGAAGGAAGAUGUGUGGCAAAAUGUCCUUUGUCACACCCGCUACUUAACUCAAAAUAUCAGUGUGUGCCUACUUGCACAUCGUCGCUCGUUCUUCAGAAACAGGAGUGUUUAUGUCCGCCACAUCUACCUGUUGUAUACGAUGGACAGUGUGCAGCUAGUUGUAAUAAUUUAUUCAUGUACCCCAGCACUGAUGUGUCACUGUGUGUUAAUAGUUGCAAAGAUACCGAUUUUACCUUAGAUCGGAUAUGCGUUGAAGUGUGUCCAAGAAACACGUCGUUGUAUGUGAAGUCAUGUGUCCUGAAGUGCCCUGUUCAGCUACCAUACUGGUGUGAGACUGUUAAAGGGCAGGAGUGCUCUUUCCACUCAGGAAACAUUAGUGACGGCCAUUUUGUUUGUACAAACAAGUGUCCAUCUGGUAUGUAUGUUGUAAAUAAUGUCUGUGCAUCAACGUGUCCCAAGUUUUCGAACAGUGGAGAAUGCGUUACGUCUUGUCCUACUGACAGACCAUAUGUUUUUAAAAACAUCACAUGUUUUGACACAUACAUAAGCAAGUCUUGGUAUGAUGAUACUGGAACCAUUUAUUGUCUAAGCACUUCUAAAAUUAAAACUGACCUUACAUGUGUUGCCAAAUGUCCGGCUGGAUAUCAGCUAUAUAGUAAUGAGUGUGUUCUGUCGUGCAAUGCUCAAUUGGUAUCGUUUAAUAACUCAUGCGUAUCAGAAUGUCCUGAGGGAAUGUUUGUCGAGGAAACCUCAGCAACUCAAAUAUCUUGGCAAGACAAUGGACAUUCAAUGUCGGUCAAUGAUAAAACGUACGUUGUUAUAGAGAUCAAAGAGCUCAUAAAUGGGAACAAGUGUGUUGCCAAAUGCGACAAAUUCAUGUUUAACGGUACAUGCAUCGAUACUUGUCCAGACUCUUUUCCGUUUGAGAAAAACGGGAGUUGCGAUAACUAUACCUGUGAAUCAUUUUACUACGAAGAUAAAACAAACAAAGCGCACCUUCACUGUGUACCUCGUUGUUACAACGGUGACGUGUCAAUUGGAUAUCAAUGUUUUCAGGCAUGUCCUGAAAGUGCCUAUCAAUAUGGUGAUAUAUGCGUCAUGUCCUGUCCGCCAGAAGCACCUGUUAUCGAGGUGAACAUUUCAUCGGAAUGCGGAGGACAAUUAUGGUGCACGACUGGUUUAAGGCAGAAAAUUUGCAGAAAGUUCUGCUCAAAAACACUGUUGAAUAUUACUGGCAUAGCGAGUUGUGUUGACGUUUGCCCGCCACCAUUGUUAGAAUACAAGAAGAGAUGCGUUAAGACAUGUCCGCCGGAAGCUCCAAUCAUAAACAAUACUUUUGUAGUUAAUCAGCAGUGGCAUUACGGCCACGUAAGAAAUGUUACAAAAUCCUUCAAUGAAUGUGUCUUUUCGUGUGAUGUAAGAGGAAAACCACUGGAUAAAAGCAAGUUAUUUUGUACCAGCGAGUGUCCAUCGAAUUUGCCUUUUAUUAUUUCAAACAUAUGUUCUUCAGAGUGUAAUGAAUCGAUGCUGAGAAAUAAUGAGUCUUUUGGGAUAGAAUGUGUACAUGCAUGCCCGAAAGGAAAGGUGAACGUAAUUGGUCAUUGUUUAGACCCAGCCAGUUGCGGUGACGAGAAUGCGUAUGCAUAUGAUGGCAGAUGUGUAAAUUCGUGCCCAAAGGACAGGCCUUUUGGUAUGAACGGAGGCAAUAGAAGCUGUAUUGCUGAUUGUGGGAAAGAUUAUCUUUUUUCCAAUGGAACGUGUAUUUAUAUAAACAGUUGCAAAGAGUCCAUGAUUGUCUUUGAAGGUCAAUGUAUCGAGAAAUGCCCAGGCGGUUAUGGAAUUUUUGACACAUGCUACCACAUGAUAUUUUUCGUUUUGUGGGUAAUCGUAGUGUUUGGUUUGUUGAUCGUUUUCAUUAGACUGGGGAGACAAAUCUUCAAGGAAUACUUCAUCGUAUUGCGCAUGAUUGCCUCUGCUUCAUAUCUAUCUUCACUGACACACAUACUUUCAAAAAGCCUUGAAACUAGUGGAUUGGAACUAGAGAACGACUAUGACACCGACAGCUUUGGUAUUGAUAUUCAAGGUUUUGAUGACGACGUACCUCUUUUGCGACUGACGGGAAUCGUUGAUACGAGUGAGGCCAGCACUGAAGCCCAAACGUUAGCAGAUGUCCAUGCGACGGAAAGUGAUGACGAUGAGACUCUCUGUAUAUAGUUAAAACAAUUAUAUAUUUACUAGCCUAUAUCAUUUCACCAUUUGUCUCUUGAAACUUUGUGUAUUAUAUUAUUGGGUAAGGUGAAAUAAAAGAAACAGUAUCGUUA